Molecule: messenger RNA, 3418 nt
Organism: Polistes dominula (European paper wasp)
Lineage: Eukaryota; Metazoa; Arthropoda; Insecta; Hymenoptera; Vespidae
Gene: alpha-Man-Ia
Product: alpha-Mannosidase class I a
Biological process (GO): mannose trimming involved in glycoprotein ERAD pathway; carbohydrate metabolic process
Cellular component (GO): Golgi membrane; endoplasmic reticulum
Molecular function (GO): calcium ion binding; mannosyl-oligosaccharide 1,2-alpha-mannosidase activity
Source: RefSeq, a predicted model, not a curated record
GACGCGGUAGAGAGUGGACGUGUUUUUUCAUUGUCUCUCUCUUUCUCUCUUUUUACCAUCGUCGUAUUUUUCAGUCUCUCUCGAGAGAAUUAAUAAACGAACUUACAAACGUUACGACGACGACAACAGACAUUUAAUCAUUCGUUAAUAAAACCUAGUGUAAGUGUACGUUGAUAUUUUUUCCUAUUAAUGUGUUCUACUUGUAUCUGACGAAUGAAAAAAGAAGAGACAAAUAAAAUAACUUAUCGCAUUCCUGGAAUUACUCGACAACGUUGUUCUUCGUUUUAGUGAAAAUAGUUGUUUUAUCGCCGUGAUAACAAGUUAGAUAAAGAUAACGAACUAUCGAAUAAACGAGAGUGCGAGAAUAAUAGAAAGAAAAAGAAAAAUAAAUCAACGAAUAAAAAAUAUCGAAAGAAAAAAAAGAUAAUUGUGUUUCCAUCAAAUUCCAAUGGUUCGUACGUUGCACUAACGUAAAUAAAUAUUUUUGCUGAUCUUACGAAUUAACUGUAAGCUAAUAUAAAAAGAAGAAGAAGAAGAAGAAGGAAUAAAAACGAAAAAUAAACCUAUCAAUUUAUCAGUUUUCGUAUCUCGUCAUUUAAACGAACUUUCACAUACAUAAAUUAUUUUAAAGAUUAAGUUCUACAAAUUUAUUUGAUUUUAUUAUUAAAUUAAAUACGAAGUAAUUGCAUUUACUUUCAUUAGUUAAUUUUUGAAUUAAAAACAUUGAAUUUUCUUCUUUCAAUCUUUUAUCAGAUACGAUAAUCUUUUUGUACUUAUGGUUGUGUGAUAUCUUUUUCCUUAAUUUAUCGAGUCAGUGAAAGUGAAAUAAAUAAAUAAAAAGAACGCAUUUUGUUUAAAUAUUAGCAGAGAAAAACGUUUCGUUCGAUCGUUCGUUCGUUUCGUAGUGCUGUGACAAAAAGAAGAAAUUGUGUGAUAUAUCUCGUGUUAGCCAAGCAACCAAGUAAUCAACCAAUCAACCAGCUAAAACCAACCAGUUAUAGCUAGUUGCAUCUCUUCUAUCUCUGUUCUACAUAGUCGAUACAGUUGCCGGAUAAAUUGUUCGAAUCCCCCCCGAUGCUAUCAAGUUACCAACAGCAACAGGAACAGCAACAACUGCAUCAGCGAGUUACACUCUUCUGAGAUAACCUCAUCCACCUUCGUUUACGAAGGACCUUCCAGGAACAAUCGCUGAACGAACUCGAAUUACUGGGACGAGUGAUCGAACGAGUAGAUAAGUACCGAUUGAAGGUACAGAAAAAGGACAAAGGGUUCUGACUGACAAAAGGUGUUCUGCGGCACGCGAUGCGAUUGUGCAGUUCCAACGAUAAGAGCGGAGCGUUGCCUGAGACGGAGAUAGAAAGUGGCUGCUGUGGAAGUAAAAACAAGUGGUGCCUUGGCGAGAUGAGGUUGAUGCAAAGGGUAGCGAUCAGUGGACUUUUGUCCGUAAUACUGAUCGUUCUCUUGACUGGAACGUUUGUCACCAGACGUGACCUAACCACUGUCGUUGAAAGAGGUGUUGCACCGGAGGAACGUGCGGAACAAGUAAAUCCAGCUUGGAUCCAGGACAAUGCUGUACCUGGUGGUGGUGGUGGCGGCGGCGGAGGUGGCGGUGGUGGUGGUGGCGGAGGUGAUGAUGGUGAUGGUAGUGUUGGUAUAUUUGGAAAUGUUGUUGGUGCUGCUAAUGCUGUUGCUGGACCAGGUUUACCUCGGGAAGAGAAUAGAAUCGAAGAUAAACAAGAUCGACGAACCUUCAACCUCGUUAGGACGGUUCAUAGGCCUUCCGAAGUUACGGUUGCCGUAGCACCACCACCCGCACCACUUCCAGGUCCUUACGUUGUUAAACCACCAAAUCCACCUUUGGACGAUGUCACUCAUCAACGUCGUGAGAAAAUCAAAGAGAUGAUGAAGCACGGUUGGGACAAUUACGUGAGGUACGCCUGGGGGAAAAACGAGCUAAGGCCGAUCACGAAGAAGGGCCACAGCGCCAGUAUCUUCGGCACGUCCACGAUGGGUGCGACCAUAGUCGAUGGUCUGGAUACCCUUUACAUCAUGGGUUUGCACGAUGAGUUCAAGCAAGGCAGGGAUUGGAUUGCCGAGAACCUGGAUUUCGAUAUUAACUCAGAGAUAUCGUUAUUCGAGACGAACAUUCGUUUUAUGGGAAGUCUUUUGGCCUGUUACGCUCUCACGGGAGACGUAAUGUUCCGGGAUAAGGCAGCCCAGCUCGGUGAACGGAUGUUACCAGCCUUCCAAACGGAUACCGGAAUUCCUCAUUCCCUCAUCAACCUCCACACCGGUGCCAGCAAAAAUUAUGGUUGGGCAAGUAGCGGAUGCAGCAUUUUGUCGGAGAUCGGAACGAUGCAUUUGGAAUUCACUUACCUGAGUGACAUUACCGGGAAUCCCAUCUUCAAGACCAAAGUCGAGAACGUGAGGAAGGUGCUGAAAAACCUCGAAAAGCCAAAGGGUCUCUAUCCAAAUUACAUUCAUCCGAGAACUGGAAAAUGGGGUCAACAUCAUAUGUCGCUAGGAGGAUUAGGUGAUAGUUUUUACGAGUAUCUUUUAAAAGCUUGGAUCCAAUCAGGAAAAGCCGAUACUGAAGCUCGUGAAAUGUACGACGAGGCAAUCGAUGCUAUAAGCGAACACAUGAUCAAGACGUCACCCGGUAAAUUACUUUAUGUAUCGGAUUUGAAAUAUGACAGACCUGAACACAAAAUGGGUCACUUGGCUUGUUUCGCCGGUGGCAUGUUCGCAUUGGGAGCAAAAACGUUACAGAACGACGAGUCGGAUAAGUACAUGAACAUAGCCGCAGGCUUGACCAACACCUGUCACGAAUCCUACGACAGAAGUGUAACGAAACUUGGUCCAGAAGCUUUUCAUUUUAUCGAAGGAAACGAGGCAAGGAGUUUGAAGACAGGCGAAAAAUAUUAUAUUCUACGACCUGAGACAUUCGAAUCAUAUUUCGUUAUGUGGCGAUUGACAAAAGAUCCAAAAUAUCGUGAAUGGGGCUGGGAAGCCGUUCAAGCAUUAGAAAAACAUUGUCGAGUCCCGGGAGGAUUCACAGGACUUCACAAUGUUUACUUAGCCAACUCUCCCAAAGAUGACGUUCAACAGAGUUACUUCUUCGCUGAAACGUUAAAGUACCUCUACCUUUUAUUCAGCGACGACGAUCUCAUUAAUCUAAACGAUUGGGUGUUCAAUUCGGAAGCUCACGUACUUCCCAUAAGAGGAAAUCCUCUCUAUCGGCCAUCUCCCCCCUUAUAAACUCGGAUCUCGACUCAUUCAACAAAGAUGACGAACCGAUCAAAAUGAAUCUGCAAUAAAAUAUAAAAUGCAAGAGGAAAAAAUGAAAGAGAAAGGGAGAUAAGAAACUCGUCUUUCUGCUUUCGAAAUGAAAAUGUUCAUGUGAUCGGUCAUAGUUCUA